Molecule: messenger RNA, 795 nt
Organism: Iphiclides podalirius (scarce swallowtail)
Lineage: Eukaryota; Metazoa; Arthropoda; Insecta; Lepidoptera; Papilionidae
Source: the annotation of a GenBank genome assembly
AUGGAUGGAAAUGCGAAGUAUUACGAGGGCUGUGGACAGGAAGGGCCCAUUCGUUGUAUAUUUUUGUGUGAAUUUCAUCCUACAGCUGGACCGAAGAUCACCUGCCAAGUUCCAGAAAAUUAUAUAUCAAAAGAUAUUUUCGACACCGUUAGUCAUUAUAUUAUACCGAAAGUGCAAUUGCAGAGAUGCACACUGACUGUAACCCUUCUUGGCUCAAAAAUACUGGGAUUUCCUGUAAGAAUAGAUAACAAGAAGUAUGCAAGAAAUGCGUACUAUUUCAAUCUUUGUUUUGUCUGUGAUGCAUGGGCAAGGACUGUGCAUCUUGAGCCAUUGGUCAAGAAACUCACAGAAUAUUUACUAUCCAUGGAAUUGGAGACUGAGUGGUUAUCGAAGCAGUCAAAAUCUGGUGAUGCCAAAGAUCUUGGUGGUUUAAUGAGACAGGUGAUGCAGGAUAUCAACUGCAGAAGAAUGUGUACUUUGACUGUCGGCACGACCACCACGCACCUGACCGUGGUGAGGGUGAACAGUGACCCCGCGCCGGUUAAAGACCACCAGGUGCCCGUGUUCCUCUACAGCAGACAGUCCUUCGUGGCGGACCAGUGGGAUCUCACCACCAACCAGAGGCAUAAUAGACCAGCACUGGCUUUCGUAAAAGACGGCUUAAAGGGUAAAGUGGUUCUACGGAUGCCCGGGUUCGGUGCCCUGACCGUCUACUUCAGAACCGGUGGGCUAGCCAGACCUAACGGUUUGGGCCCUCCGCUGUGGGAAGGGCCGCGCAUGUGCUCAUGCGGCAAG